Messenger RNA from Adineta steineri, 264 nucleotides. Lineage: Eukaryota; Metazoa; Rotifera; Eurotatoria; Adinetida; Adinetidae. The record is from the annotation of a GenBank genome assembly.
AUGUCAUCAUCAUUUCUUGAAUAUGCACAUAUAACAUUGUCUCAACAGCAUUGGUAUAUGAAUUAUUUCUUACCUGAACAUUUGAUUCGUAUCAUCUGGUGUUUAAUUUUAAUGAGUAUUUAUGCUCUUGUCGAACUUGACUAUUUACCAGGGAAACAAUGGAAAAUUCGAAAAGAUUUGCACACAUCAUCACAAGAAAUUAUUUAUUAUAUAGAAUCAUCGUUGAUUAAUAUGUUCAAAUGGCAUAUUCUACCAUCAUGCUAG